Messenger RNA from Vanessa tameamea, 2761 nucleotides. RefSeq names its product lethal (2) 37Cb (gene l(2)37Cb). Gene Ontology annotation, cellular component: catalytic step 2 spliceosome; intracellular anatomical structure. The transcript is spliced from 5 exons. The record is from RefSeq and is a predicted model, not a curated record. Bases 65 to 2725 code for a protein of 886 amino acids. Lineage: Eukaryota; Metazoa; Arthropoda; Insecta; Lepidoptera; Nymphalidae. Gene Ontology annotation, molecular function: ATP binding; RNA binding; helicase activity.
UCAAACUCUAUUAAUUUUUCAAUUAAAUAAAGGAAUACUUAUACCAACAAAACAACAAGCAAAAAUGGAUAAACACGGAAAGCGACAUUAUUCAUCUUCGGACUCAGACAGUGUUGAAGAGAAUCGUUUAAAAGAUAUUAAAGAGAGAGAUGAAUUCGCCACAAGACUUAGAAAACGUGAUGAAAAUAAGGUGAAAAAAGUCGCCGAAAGCUCUAGCAAAAGAUCAUACGAAGAAGCAGCAAAACGGUUAAAAUUGGAAGCCGAAGACCGGGAUAAAAUAUUACCUAAGCUGCGCGUCCAAUCCCGGCGCAAAUAUUUACAAAAGAGAAAGGAUGACAAAGUUAUUGAAUUAGAAGAUGACAUAGCAGAUGACGAAUAUUUAUUUGAUGAAAGCAUACUAACAGAAAAAGAAAAAAAGGAUAGAGAACACAAAAAAACAAUAUUACAGUUGGCCAAAGAACAUGAAAAGGCCCGAGAAUUGGAAAAUGUGCAAAGGUAUCAUAUGCCACAGGAUCUUGGAAAGGGUGAAAAAGGGGAGUACAUAGAAGUGGAUGAAAAUGAAAAGUUGCCACAUUCUGAACAACGGAAAUGGGAGCAAGAGCAAAUAAAAUCUGCUUUUUUUAAAUUUGGGGCAAAGGAUGCAAAAGGUCAUGAUGAAUAUGAACUACUGUUGGAUGAACAGAUUGAUUUUAUUCAAGCUCUACAAUUGGAAGGAAAUAAAGAAAAAGAAGAAGAAGAAAAAAUAUCUGAACAUCAAAAAGUUCGUUUAACAAUAGAAGAGACAAAGAAGUCCCUGCCGGUUUUCCCUUUUAGAGAAGCCCUUAUUGAAGCAAUAAAAAAUUAUCAGAUAUUAAUAGUGGAGGGAGAAACUGGUUCAGGUAAAACAACACAGAUUCCUCAAUAUCUCAAUGAAGCUGGAUUUACAAAAGAUGGUAAAAAAAUUGGUUGCACUCAACCUAGAAGAGUUGCUGCAAUGUCAGUUGCAGCUAGAGUGGCUCAAGAAAUGAAUGUCAAAUUAGGAAAUGAAGUUGGCUACAGUAUUCGUUUUGAGGAUUGCACUUCAGACAGGACUGUAAUCAAAUAUAUGACAGAUGGAACACUACACAGAGAAUUCUUAUCCGAACCUGAUUUAGCAUCAUAUAGUGUGAUGAUUAUCGAUGAAGCUCAUGAGCGAACACUACAUACAGACAUUUUAUUUGGUCUUGUGAAAGAUAUCACAAGAUUUAGACCAGAUUUAAAAUUACUUAUAUCAAGUGCUACAUUAGAUGCUGAGAAAUUUUCUACAUUUUUUGAUGAUGCUCCAAUAUUUAGAAUUCCUGGCAGACGGUUUCCUGUUGACAUAUAUUAUACAAAAGCACCAGAAGCAGAUUAUAUUGAUGCUUGUGUGGUAACAGUGUUGCAAAUACAUGCCACUCAACCACUUGGUGAUGUACUAGUUUUUUUGACAGGUCAAGAAGAGAUUGAAACCUGUGUAGAAAUGUUACAAGAAAGAACAAAAAGAAUUGGAAAAAAAUUAAAAGAACUUGUUAUAUUACCAGUUUAUGCAAACUUGCCUAGUGACAUGCAAGCGAAAAUUUUUGAACCUACUCCUGAAGGCGCAAGAAAAGUUGUGCUUGCCACUAAUAUUGCUGAGACAUCAGUAACAAUUGAUAAUAUUAUCUAUGUUAUUGAUCCAGGUUUUGCUAAACAAAAUAAUUUCAACUCUAAAACUGGUAUGGAAAGUCUAAUGGUUGUUCCAAUUUCAAAAGCAUCAGCAAAUCAAAGAGCUGGUAGAGCAGGAAGAGUUGCCCCUGGUAAAUGCUUUAGAUUGUACACAGCAUGGGCAUAUAAAUAUGAACUAGAGGACAAUACUGUACCUGAAAUUCAAAGAAUAAAUUUAGGAAAUGCAGUGCUUACAUUAAAAGCUUUGGGUAUCAAUGAUCUUAUACAUUUUGAUUUUCUAGACCCUCCGCCACAUGAAACAUUAGUGCUAGCUUUAGAGCAACUAUAUGCUCUAGGUGCACUUAAUCAUCAUGGGGAAUUGACAAAAGCUGGUAGACGUAUGGCAGAAUUUCCUACUGAUCCUAUGCUUGCAAAAAUGUUAUUAGCCAGUGAAAAGUAUAAGUGUUCAGAAGAAGUUGUAACAAUAGCGGCCAUGUUAUCUGUUAAUAGUUCAGUAUUUUACAGGCCAAAAGAUAAAAUAAUACAUGCAGAUACAGCAAGAAAAAACUUUUUUCAUCCUCAUGGAGAUCAUUUAACAUUAAUGAAUGUCUAUAAUCAGUGGGUUGAAUCAGAAUUUUCAGUCCAAUGGUGUUAUGAAAAUUUUAUUCAGUACAGGUCCAUGAAGAGAGCUCGUGAUGUUCGUGAGCAGUUAGUGGGACUUAUGGAGAGAGUUGAAAUUGAAAUGGUUUCCAGCUUAGCAGAUGAUGCCAAUAUUCGUAAAGCCAUUACUGCAGGCUAUUUUUAUCACAUUGCUAAAUUUUCUAAAGGAGGUCACUAUAAAACUGUUAAGCAUAACCAAACUGUUAUGAUUCAUCCAAAUAGUGCUUUAUUUGAAGAAUUACCAAGAUGGUUAAUAUACCAUGAACUUGUAUUUACAUCAAAGGAAUUUAUGCGACAAGUUACAGAAAUAGAAAGCAAGUGGCUCUUGGAAGUUGCUCCACAUUAUUACAAGGCAAAAGAAUUGGAAGAUUCAACUAAUAAAAAAAUGCCAAAAACUGUUGGUAAAUCAGCUCUUAGUACCUAAUAUAUACUUAAUUAAAAUACAUUAUUCCAAAAAGAA